This is a messenger RNA of Sipha flava (yellow sugarcane aphid), 812 nucleotides long. RefSeq lists its product as uncharacterized. Bases 299 to 703 code for a protein of 134 amino acids. The record is from RefSeq and is a predicted model, not a curated record. The transcript has a single exon. NCBI's taxonomy places the organism in Eukaryota, Metazoa, Arthropoda, Insecta, Hemiptera, Aphididae.
GUUUCAUCGAAACCUGUCGAAUUUGAUCGGUCAUAUCCCCCUCCCCUGUCUCACUAUAACAGUGUUAUUAUUAUAGUACCGUACAGUAUUGCUAGGAGCGCUGACAUCGCAUCGAACGAUAGUCAAAAGAUCACGCACAGAUUUUGACUCGUUCAUACUACAUAUUAUAUAAUCUGGUCACACAUUUUUAAAUUCAGUACUUAGCAAGUAUUUUUAAGGAUAUUCAUGUGUUUUCCGAGUUCAGUGAACAAAUCAUAUUGAAAAUUCAUUUAAUGCGGUUAAAGUAAAAAAGGCUCGUAUGAAAUUAGUUAAAGCAUCGGGAUUUGUUGAAACCAGAUCAUCACACGCUCGUAAAAUAGUUUGGUAUUACAAGAAGAAAAUCGAUGAUUGUUUUAACUAUCAUACAUUCCUCGAAUCUUCAAAUGAUGAAUUAAUAAAUUUACUUAAAUUGCUAUCAGUUAAUCACCCAAUCAAAUAUAAUCUGAAACUGGAAUCUACUUUUAAAAGACCACAUGUAGAUAACUUAUCAGAGACCAGAGCAUUCAAAAUCAUAGCAAAGGAAAUUUUUACGGAUAAAGAUAUAAGAAAUGUGAUUGAAAAAGAUUUUACAAGAUUUCUUCAUGAAGAAGACGAAUAUAUCGGUAAAGGAAGUGGUUUCACACUCGAAUAUAUGGAUGGACUGCUUCUAGGUGUAUACAAAUAAACAACUAUGAGUGGGUCGUCAUAUAUCAAAUUACCUAACGACAGUGUUGGACUAGUCCAGAGAUUUAUUUUUUAAUUGAAACAAGGGCGAAUUCACAAUUAGAGAGUGA